UAAAAAAAUUAAUCCCGCGAUCAGAUCGGGGAGAAGCCCAACCGCAUCCUCGAGGGAAGAAAGAUCGCCAUGGACGCAGAGAUCGCCGGAGCCACGGCGGAGACUCGCGAUUGGUCGGAGAUGACUCCCGUUCUCCUCGUCAACGUGUUCCGCAGGCUCAGUUUGGAGGAUCGGUGGCGAGGUGUGAUGUUUGCUUGCAAGACAUGGCUGGAAGCCGCCAGAGACCCUGCGCUCUUCGAAUCAUUCGAUCUCGAGCCCUUCUUUGGUAGAUUUUCCGAUGCGGCCACUUGGUGGACGCCGGCUUUCCAGCGCCGGGUAGACUCGAUGGUUCGGUUGGUUGCUGUUGUUGGGGGGCCGACGUUGAGGACAGUGAGAGUCCGGCACUGUUCCGAUCGGGCUCUUGAACUCGUCGCUGAGAGGUGCCCUAAUCUUGAGAUUCUUUCAGUGAAAAAUUCCCAAAGUGUUACUGACACAUCUAUGAUCAAGAUUGCACUUGGAUGUCAUAUGCUUACCGAAUUGGAUAUAAGCAGCUGUUAUGAAAUUUCUUACAAGUCACUUGAGUUAAUUGGUCAAAAUUGCCCUAAUCUGACAGUUCUCAAGAGAAACCUAUUGAACUGGCUUGACCCUUCACAACAUGCAGGUAUAGUUCCUGAUGACUAUAUCAAUGCAUGCCCUCAAGAUGGAGAUAGGGAGGCUUUGGUUAUUGCAAAGUUCAUGCCUAAACUCAAACACCUUGAACUCCGCUUCUCCAAACUGUUCAUCAAUGGUCUGAUUUCAAUUUCUGAAGGAUGUACGGAUAUAGAAACACUUGAUCUGUUUGGGUGUGUGAACCUGACAAGCAGGGCAUUGGAUCAAACAUCGAAAAAUAUGAAAAAUCUGAAGGUACUUGUGAGGCCAAAUUUUUACAUUCCAAGAUCAGUCUUCCAUACGGAAAGAUAUGGACAUUGGCGAUUGUAUGAUGAAAGGUUUCAGACCAAUGUGUUUCAGAUCUGAUCGAGCUUGGAAAACAGUUACCAUGUCUUGUUCAACAAUUAAUCUCUUUGACAAUGGAAACAGGUAACAACUAUACUUUCACUCACAAGUGAUAUAUAUAUAUGAUGAUCAGCCAAAGCACACUACUGUUGUAGAGUUUGAUGUGCUUGGUGUGAAAUAGAAUAUGUUGUUCCAGUACCAUAUAUAUAAUAUGUAUUCCUCUGCAACUCAUUACUAUGAAAUACUGGUUGUUUUCUGGUAAAGCCACGAUCGUCAACAUUCAUCAUGCUUUCUUGGGCUAUUGUUUAUCUGAUCAUUUUUUUUU
Molecule: messenger RNA, 1297 nt
Organism: Dioscorea cayenensis subsp. rotundata (Guinea yam)
Lineage: Eukaryota; Viridiplantae; Streptophyta; Magnoliopsida; Dioscoreales; Dioscoreaceae
Product: F-box protein SKIP1-like
Exons: 2
Coding region: 70-993 (307 amino acids)
Molecular function (GO): protein binding
Source: RefSeq, a predicted model, not a curated record